Molecule: messenger RNA, 1041 nt
Organism: Phanerochaete carnosa HHB-10118-sp
Lineage: Eukaryota; Fungi; Basidiomycota; Agaricomycetes; Polyporales; Phanerochaetaceae
Exons: 2
Coding region: 1-1041 (346 amino acids)
Source: RefSeq, a predicted model, not a curated record
AUGCUCGUCGCCUCUUUCUCCACUAAGAUCUCGGGGUCUCGUCGUCGCCCUUUGCUCCAUGUCCGAGCGUGGUUGGCUGAGCUCCUCGAAGAGAAGGAAACCCCUCUUGUUGUGGCCACCGUGAGGCUCAUCAACAUCGAGUGGGACCCGACUGGUUCAUCCUUGUCCUUACAUUUCGCCAAGCGCCCGCCUAUGUCCGUGCAGCGCUUGCUCGAUGAGCGUGCAGUCUGGUUCGCCAACACACAGCCCUCGGAGCCGCCGAUCGAUGUGACCGUGGAGUUCUAUAUUCCGGUUACCCUCCUCCAGAUUGACCCCGUCCCAUACCAGGACAACGGCGGCAAUGAGCUUUCUUCCGAAGUCAUCCAUGACAAGCUUGUCGCUAGCAACCCUCAGCUCGGCGACGACCUGCUGCCGUGCACUUAUCCACCACACCCGUUUUUCUGGGGCCGAAGAACUUUUGGCUCUGGCCUCCUCAUUGUCGCAAUUCUCGACGACGAUAAGAGGUCGCACGCUCGCGCUAUCGUCAAAAAGUCCAUCGUCUUUGAUAAAGAACGGUGUUUGGCUUCCAUAUAUACGCCGCCUCUUGUCAACGCUUUUUGCACCACUUGCUAUCGGUGGGGCCACGCUUCCCCUCACUGCGGGUCCGGCAAAAACGCCACAUUUUGCGCGCGUUGUGGAGGUGAUCACACGACCCGCCAGCACGGCCGCGUUGCUCUGUGCUGCCACGAAACACGAACGAGAUAUAAUCGCGCGGAAGCCGAUUGUCCCCCUGACCACGAUUUCUGCCCCAACUGCGGUCACCCCGGCCACCGCGCAAAUUCUCGACGUUGCGUGUACUUCCAGAACCGCUUCAGCCGCGAAUGGCUUCAGACUAAUCCCCCGAGGCACCCAGGGCCGGGUACUAGCCGAAACUUCAAGCGAGCGCCGCAGGUCUGCCAAGUAGUGCUUCGCAAGGUGGGGAGUUCAGGGUGGAGCAAGUCACAUGGGGUGGCCUCUCCGAUCCAGAAGAUCAGGCUCCGCCCUUGCCGUAAUCUGGGGUAG